AUGUGCAAGACACACGGUGUGGAGAGGCGACCCCCGCUCUCCGCAGCCUGCGGGGGCUUCCUGACGCAGUUCCGGGGCAGCUUCCAGUCCCCGAACUACCCGGACCACUACGACGACUUAUCGGAGUGCCGCUGGUACAUCUUCGCGCCCAGGGAGUUCGCCAUCCUCAUCGAGAAGCACUCCAUCGAUAUCGAGGACGACGCCGCCAGGGCCGACUGUCCCUACGACCACCUCAAAUACUCGUUCGGGAACUGGAAGAAAACCUUCUGUGGACGAGGUCUGGUUGAGCCUAUUCUCCUGGACACGAACUUCGUCACGGUGAUCUUGAAGACGGACGCAAGCAUGUCUGGCUCGGGAUUUAACAUAUCAUACAGAUUUGUGCUGCCGCCGUGCGCGCAGACCUUCACCGCCAGCCAGGGUCUCAUGGAGAUUCCCGAGGACAAGAGCAAGCGCACAGCCGUGAUCCUCCGAAGGCGCUGGUGCUUUCGCAGCUCCCGGGGAAACACGUACCAGUUCACCUUCGACUACUUUGACACCGUUGGGGACCCUCCGAAGUGCAAGCACAUGUACCUCAAAGUGCUGGAAAAGAACGAGGGCCAGAUGCGAAGCCACCCGCGGCUCUGCGGCAAGGUCAUUCCGGAACCCGUGCACACGCGCAGCAGCUCGGUGUCCCUGCUGUUCCUGAGCGACCGGGCGCUGGACAAGAACGGCCUGCACGUCCGCUGGAAGGUGUUCGGCUGCAACGAGGACCGCAGCGAGCCCUCGGGCCAGCUCCGGUUCCCCAGGGACGGCGUGUUCAUCGCUUACCCGGCCACAUGCGUCUGGACCCUCAUCGCCAGCCAGGACCAGACUGUCGAGCUCAGCGUGCGCAAGCUCAACCUGGAGCGUUGCGACGUGGAGUAUCUAAGGGUCUUUGAAGGGCAAGAAGAAGGCCGCGCAUUGCUGGACGACCUCUGCCAGCUGGAUUCGUCGGUCGUCAUCACGUCCACACGAAGAGUCAUGUCCCUGCACCUACGAAUGCAGUCGCUCAGGGAAGAAGCGGUCGAGGCAUCCUAUCAGCUGAAGGCCGUGCCCUGCGGAGGCCUGUACGAAGCCAGCGAGGGCUCACUCGUGUCCCCCAGGGAUCUGGCGAACGUGGACGGCGGUGUGACCUGCAUCUGGAUCAUUCGCGUCAAGACGGGCUACCUGCCCCGAAUCGAGUUCCAAGACUUUAGCUUCACGGAGUCCCAGAAUUGUUCCGCCGCAUACCUCGAGGCGUACUUUAUCAGCAAAGGCAAUCAGAUGCAGCUGAUGCCCCGGCGAUGCGCAGAAGAGCCGCCUCCCGUCGUGGUGGGAAUCGACAACGAGGUGCGCGUCAGACUGCACGUGGCACAGAGAGAUCCACACACGAGCUUCCGGCUUCGAUUUCGCUCUGUGUGCGAGAUGAUGGUGAUAGCCAACCGGACCGGAGGCGUUGCACAGUCGAACUCUUUCCCAAACCUCUACGUGCACGAGUCCGAGUGCAGUUGGAACGUGUACGCACCGAAAGGUGAACGGCUCGCCCUGUUCCUGACGGAGCUGCGGUUCAGCAAAACCAAGUACUGCGCCGUCAGCACGCUGACGGUGCAAGACGGCACACAGCCGACGUCGCAGGUGAUGGCGAUCCUGACCAAGCCCGAGUCGAGAGCCUUCCUGUCCAGCGAAGACUCCCUCUCCCUUCGCAUAUGUGGCGGAGUCAUGAAGUUCGCCUACAUGUCGGUUCCGGGAGCGGACUGUACCUCCACCAAGCUCGAGGCUCCUGCGGAAAUUGCCCGCAACAUAGACCCGAAGGAACAAAGUGACUCUGCAAUUGUUUGGGAAGAGAUUGACCAGAUUCCGAACUAGGGGCUCAAC
Ixodes scapularis (black-legged tick) is the source of this 1872-nucleotide messenger RNA. RefSeq names its product CUB domain-containing protein 2. Bases 1 to 1863 code for a protein of 620 amino acids. The transcript has 12 exons. Lineage: Eukaryota; Metazoa; Arthropoda; Arachnida; Ixodida; Ixodidae. The record is from RefSeq and is a predicted model, not a curated record.